UCAUCCGGUCUUUCCUGGUGCUGGUGCUGCUUCCGCUCGCUCGAUUGAUGAGUGGCGUGUGUCGUGCGUCGGGACCUGCAGUGCGUGAAAGUGUCUGAGAGUGUGUGCGCGCAUCGACUGGGAAAAAGAAGAGCUGUCGUCCUUCCAAAAGGAUAUUUGUGUUAUGUUUUACCUUUUGUGAAGUGUCAUUAUGAGUUAGAGUGCGGUCCUAAUUGAAGGAAUUUCCAGCUUUGUUCUGUUGGAUUUGAAGAUGAACUGUAUGCUUUUCAAGAAGCAUGAACAUAUUUCGGUUUCGCCAAGAUAAAUUCAACUACUUUGCUGUUAUUGCUGCUACUUCUCUCAGUAUAUUCGUUUGCUAAUGCUGAUAUCGGUUGUCCAACAAGGGUCUCAUCAAUGGAAUUCUGAGAAGGAAGGUGAACUUGGGGCGAUGUUACCUCAACAACUGAUUAUCAAUUAAAACAACGAAAUAUUAUAGGAUAGAUUUACACUCGCCAUUCGUUUCGAAGAAUGUCACCACAAGGGUUCACCUUCAAUCACCCCCGUCGAUUCAUCUCAUCGAGCGUGUGAUUGAACCUUGAGCGGAUUCCCCAACAACACACCCACACAUACCAUUCGACAGUUGAUUUCAUCGCUCGUAUCUUAUAACGAGGCGUCUGCCAUUUUCCCCGCCGGGACCAUUAUCACCACACACGUCGUCAAGAUAGCGGCCCCAGCAGCAGCUGCAACGGCCACAGUUGUCGUUUCGGGACCCAUCAAGAUGCGUCUGAAAAGCGCGCGAAAAAGCUUCAGCCGGCACAAACACAAGCACGGACUGGAGUUCCCUCAGCCCAGUGAGGUGACCGAGGCAUCGCUGGAACUAUGGCGAACUCUGCCCACGAAGAUCCGGCAGGACCCGAGCAUGGUGUCGUUCCAGCAGGUCGAACUCGAGCACGCCCGGCUGCAUGCCAGCAUACACGGUUAUUCGAGAGGUCCCAGCCCCGUUGAGGCUAACUUUUGUAGACUUGCAGGCGAUGACCACGAGGAUUCCUUUCCGGAUAUACAACCGAUGGAUGACGACGAGGACGGGGAGGAAGAGGAGGAUGAGGACGAUGAGGAUAACGGAAACGAGUUCAUCACCAUCAAUGUCACCAACGAGCAGGGUGUCAACAAGGAGCUGGAGCACAUUAAGGAGAAGAAGGAAAUUCCGAAGCCGCACGUGCAUCACCUGGCGGGGCACUACAUCGGCAACAUUACUCCACCGAAGCACGAGGACAUCGACACCGGACAAAACCACCUGGACGAGGAUCAUCCCUUCCGCAAGUACUCCAAGAUCAUCUGCCUGUUCAUCACGUGGAUGGUGAUCAUCGCUUUCCUGGUGGUCAAGGACGAAAAACUGGUCCACGCCAAGCAACUGUCGAUUCCGGCCGGCAAAACUAGGCCCUAUAUCCUGCCCAAGUUACCACUCAGUUCCAAGGUUAAGUUCUCCUUCGAGGGAACGUUUCUCGGUGAGCAAUACACCAACAUUACGGAGCACUAUUUGACCAUUUACUUGCAAUCGCUCACGUCGACUCUGGAGGGUAAUGAUAGUGAACUGCUGAAUUCGGAUUCUGUGCACAAUAUUAGCGAUCCCUGGCACGUACCCAUCGUUCAUCCAUAUCUGUUUGACAGUGCGCCAAUCAUUAAGAAGCAGCACAGCUUCGAUAUCAGCGAUAACAAUUUCGAGCGGAUUCAUGCGCAGAGUAGCGCGGUCCGGAUGAUGGUUAAGAGCAAUAUAAAGGCUAGUUUCCCAAUUAGUGUAAAGUAUGAUCAGAGUCCCGUCAAUCGAGACAUAGGAGUGAUCUACGCUGCAUUUGUAUUGAUUUUCUUGUACGCUUUGAUCAUCUGGGAGGUGGUUCAUCGGACGUUUGCGGCAGUGAUCGCAUCGACACUGGCCAUCUCGAUCCUGGCGGCUCUGGAUGAUCGGCCCACGAUGGAGGACAUUGUCGGCUGGAUCGACGUGGAGACGAUCCUGUUGCUGUUUUCGAUGAUGAUCUUGGUGGCCAUCCUGGCAGAGACGGGCAUUUUUGACUUUUUGGCUGUUUAUAUCUAUAAGAUUACCAACGGUAAAAUUUGGAACCUUAUUCACUGUUUAUGCAUAUGUACUACUCUGAUCUCUUCUUUCCUGGACAAUGUAACUACGGUGCUUCUGAUGGCUCCAAUAACUAUAAGAUUAUGCGAGGUCAUGGACAUGAAUCCGGUACCGGUGCUGAUGGCCAUUACCGUCCACGCCAAUAUCGGAGGAACGAUGACCCCGGUAGGCGAUCCACCAAACAUCAUCAUCACGUCGAACCAGUACAUUUUGAAACACGGUGUUACAUUUUUGACCUUUACUGCUCACAUGAUGGUCGGCGUGAUCAUAGUCGUAAUUGCAACAAACAUCCAUCUGCGACUGAAGUACAAGAACAUCAAUAACCUUCGAAUGCACGAGCCUAAGGAACUGAAGGAGCUGAGACGCAACAUCAAGGUUUGGGAACGGGCUGCUGGCAAGAUUCCCCCGUAUUCGAAGGAUGCCAACAUCGUGCGGGAAACGUUGAUGAAGAAGGUUCGGCUGCUGCGGCAUGAGCUGAAGAAGAAAAUGACCAAAGGCAGCGUGCCGGAGGAUCUGUACCGAACGACCUUGGAGGAACUGCAGAAGGAACACCCCAUCAAGAACAAGGGACUGCUGAUAAAGUCCGGAGUGGUGUGUGCCUUCAUCAUUUCGCUGUUCUUCCUCGAGUCCAUUCCGGAACUUCGGCGAAUGUCUUCUGGGUGGGCAGCGUUGCUGGGUGUGAUGCUCUUGCUGAUCAUCUCCGAUAAAAACGACAUGGACGCCGUUCUGUCGCGUAUCGAAUGGCCAACACUGCUCUUCUUUGCUGCCAUGUUCACACUGAUGGAGGCCGUUGAACGGAUGGGACUGAUCGACUGGAUCGGUCAUGCUACGGAGUCAAUUAUCCAAUCGGUAUCGGAGGAUUUAAGGCUGGCGGUGGCCAUAAUAAUUAUUCUGUGGAUUUCGGCCCUGACUUCGGCGUUCGUAGACAGCAUACCGGUGACGGCCAUGAUGGUCAAGAUCGUGGUGGCUCUGUCGGAGAAGUCGACCCUAGGCCUUCCUCUGCAACCGCUGGUUUGGGCUUUGGCUUUCGGUCCUUGUUUGGGAGGCAACGGAACACUGGUUGGUGCUUCAGCCAACGUGAUUUGCGCUGGAAUAGCGGAACAGCACGGCUAUCGGUUCAGUUUCAUGGACUAUUUUAAACUUGGAUUCCCCAUCAUGUUGGUUAGUGUGAUAGUAACGACAGGAUAUCUUAUCAUGGCUCACGUAGUGUUCGCCUGGCAUUGAGAAUGCACCCCUCUGAACCUGUUGGACCCGGUUUGAAACCAAUAACAACACAUCUAAGCCAAAACGCUCCAAAAAACCCACACCGUUUGUACGUCGCUAAAAGUGAACCAAAAUCCAUCCCUGGGAUGACAAGUCAUUUGUAUUUAUAACUGCAUUAUUAACCACUUUAUAGGAAGUAAGUAAGCAGAAACAACAGUGCUGUUAAGUGUUCUAGUGCUACUUUUCUAUGUUGUCAUAAGCUUAGUUUCACGUACAUAUGUUAUCGAAAAUGUCCGGUUUUCGAAUUGCCUCUCUGAAAUAUUUUUCUCUCUGUCCGUGUAGUCACCUAUGUUUGUCAGUCAGAGUAAGUGAAAGUUUUAGUAUGAUACGAAAGUUGUAGUUCAAUAAAUUAUGCCAAUCAAUA
This is a messenger RNA of Aedes aegypti (yellow fever mosquito), 3734 nucleotides long. Its product is annotated as P protein. The transcript has 12 exons. Gene Ontology annotation, biological process: transmembrane transport. The record is from RefSeq and is a predicted model, not a curated record. Bases 758 to 3331 code for a protein of 857 amino acids. Gene Ontology annotation, cellular component: membrane. Lineage: Eukaryota; Metazoa; Arthropoda; Insecta; Diptera; Culicidae.